UUGACCGCCGAACCGUUCGGACGCGAAUUUUUUCGACCUUGGAAAAGAGACCUUGUGUGUGAGAGUGGUGAGGAAUUUGGAGGUUGGUUUGUGGAGGAAUUUGGUGCCGUUUUAAUUCUUUUUUGAUUGCUUGCUCAGGAUUACGACAGUGUGUAAAAGCGAAGGAUUUUCCCCCAACGUAGACAGUGAGAAAGCAGCUUUUCUUUCGUGGGAUUCCGUUUCCCAACCCGACGCGCAACGCACGAUUGGAUUACGAGCUUUUCCGGCUCUAGUGAAAAGUUGAAGCAACCAGUAGUGGAAAAGAAGAGGGAAAAAACAGACUUUUAGCACAGCACAACCGGAAGGUUCAGAACCCCCCGAAACAAGUUCCCAAAGUGGGUCCAAACCCCUGUUCCGGACCGGAUGUAGUUCUCAGCCGAGUAGAAGUCGAAACAACCAAUGAAGCCUGAAACGAUAAAAACGAUAACAACGACGACGACGAAGACCGCAUCGCUGGUCCUGCUGUUGCUGGUGGUGUUGGCCGGCCAGCUGCACCCCGCGUCGGCCGUACGAUGUGACCGAUCGCCGGAAGGGUCCGGCGCGAGCAAAUCCCCCGCCGAUGGGCGAUUCCGGUUGCGCAUCUCCGGCAACCCGGACAAGUACGUGCCGGGCGAGUCGUACACAAUCAGCCUGGUCGGCAUCCGGUCGAUGCAGGUGCCGCACAAGUUUUCCGGAUUCUUCCUGGCCGCCGAAAAGGAACUGUCGCUAAACCGUCCGGAGCUGCAGGGCAACAACGGUGGCAACGGUCUGCACAACGUGGGCACGUUCCACCUGCUGGGCGAUGCGCUGACCAAGUUCAGCGAGCGCUGCCCGAACGCAGUCACCCAGACCAGUUCGAUUCCGAAGAGUGAGAUUCAGGUCAACUGGAUCGCACCUCCGGCCGGAAGUGGGUGUAUUGCGAUUCGGGCUACCGUUGUGGAGCAUCGGGACGUCUGGUACAUGGACGACGGCCCGCUGAGCAAGAUCUUCUGCGAGGACGAAGCGGACUCGGUGGACACGCAGCCGCCGGUACUGAAGGAGUGCUGCGCUUGUGAUGAGGCCAAGUACGAGUUGACGUUUGAGGGACUGUGGUCUCGGCAUACCCAUCCGAAGGAUUUUCCGUCGAACGGGUGGUUGACCAGGUUCAGCGACGUGAUUGGAGCUUCGCAUACUGUGGACUACCGGUUCUGGGAGUACGGACAGGUGGCGAGUGAGGGACUUAAGCAGGUCGCGGAACAUGGUUCGACGCGAAUGCUGGAGAGCGAACUCAAGAAUCAGAGUGACAAAAUUCGAACGAUUAUCAAGGCACGUGGAAUCUCUUAUCCGAAUGUGACUGGGAAAACGUUUGCGGUGUUCCGGGUGGACUCCAACCACCAUCUGGUGUCGAUCGUGUCGAUGCUGGAUCCUUCACCGGAUUGGAUUGUCGGGGUGUCCGGAUUGGAGCUUUGCCUCACGAACUGCUCUUGGAUCGAGAACAAGAUAUUGAAUCUCUACCCAUGGGACGCCGGUACCGACAGUGGUCCGACGUACAUCUCUCCCGAUCAGCCAACGAAUCCUCCGGAUGCGAUCCGCCGGAUCAAGUCUAACUAUCCGAACGACCCUCGAUCGCCGUUCUACGAGCCAAGUGGAGCCGAGAUGAAGCCGCUGGCCAGGAUUUACCUAUCGCGACAGAGAUUGUACGAGAAGAACUGUGACUCGGACAACGAGGAAGAAAACGAAAACAAGCAGGCCUGCGAGACGGAUUCCUGGGGUGAGUGGACCGAGUGCAGCUCGCGGUGCGGCAAGGGCAAGCAGACCCGACGUCGCACGUACAAGUACCCGAACAAGGCCAAACAAGGCGACUGCAAGAAGAAGCUGUUCGAUCGCCGUCCGUGCGUCGGAUCCGAACGGGACUGCGACUACCAGACGAGCCAGGAGCUGGACGAACGCUACCAGAGCGAUCCGGAGUGCGAGCUGACCGAGUGGGGACCGUGGAGCGAGUGCAGCACACCCUGCGGAAAGGGCAACAAGACCCGCUCGAGGAAGUACAAGAAGAAGGGCGCCCGCAAGAAGUGCGAACGGAUGCCGAAUCCACCGCUGCUGCAGCAGACCGUACCGUGUAGUGAGGAGUGCGCUGGAGAUAUUUCUCAAGCGGUUAGAAGUGCCGAUAACAACCCGAUGUGCAAGAUGACCCAGUGGUCCGAGUGGGGACCGUGCAGCGUGACGUGCGGGCUCGGCCGUCGGAUGCGAACCCGGAUGCCGAUCAGCAAGGCGCUGAACACGCGGCUGCACCACAAACGCUUCGUCAACUAUUACCUGACGAAGCAACGACCGAGCGAAGACGACGACGAUGAGGAAGAGGACGAAGAAGAUGGGGACAACAGCCUUCAGAUCAUGGACGCGAACGAUCCGUGCUACGGCAUGGACACCGUCGAGGAAGUUCUCUGUGGACAUGAUCUGCCGGCUUGCGAUGGGCUGUACGGGGUGCCGGAACUCUGCUUCCUGGAACCGAAGCCGGGUCACUGUCGGGAUUCGCAGACGCGAUGGUACUUUGACAGCGAAAAGAACGACUGCUCGAUCCUGUUCUUCACCGGCUGCGGAGGCAACAACAACAACUUUAUGUCUCGCGAGGACUGUCUGGACACGUGCAGUAAAGAUCGCAAAUUCACCAACAUCCCGAUCCGCGACCAGAAGAGCAGCUCCGACUUCUCCGCCGAUUUCAAGCAGGACUGCAAGACUUCCCACUGGAAGCGUGGCCCGUGCAACGCAACCUGCGGCGAGGGCUUCCGCACCAAGAGCAGAACCAUUCUCGUUCAUCCCGCCAACGGUGGCCAGCGCUGCCCGCGGAAGCUGCGCAAGCUCGAGCGCUGCUUCGUCCACUGCGACUCGUCCCGGCACGACACGAACCCGUCGUGGGGACCCAGCACCCGCUACUCGCCGGAACCGAUCGAGUGCGAGUACUCGGCCUGGUCGGCGUGGUCACCGUGCAGCAAGACGUGCGGCGACUUUGCCGUCCAGCAGCGCACCCGGUACGUGCUGAACCCGGAGAACGCCCGGUACUGUCCGCACCGGCUCGAGGAGCGGAAAUGUGAUAUAAUGCCUUGCUUGCUGGGCAAUUGAGGAGGAGGAGGAGCAGGAGGAGAAUUUUCGGGAAAGGAGGCGAGAAGAUUUUGUUUCAACUUUUCGCAAUAUUACUUAUAUUAGCGCGCACACACAAACAGACAACACACAACCAUGUAUUUAUGCACUCUUUCACGGAUGCAGUUUAAAACGCAACUUAGUUUACAGACGAUGUUUCAUCACGCAAGCAAAGUUAGAACACAUAUGAGCGGAAUUUUGACGAGCUAGAUUUAGUUUGGAACGGUGACGUGGUUUUAGGAGCAGAUUAAUGUUGAUUUUAACAGCCACUUGGCUAAUGAACAGAUGUAACCAGAAAUAUCACACACACUCACAAGAUGUAAGUAAAGUAGGGAAGCAACUUUUGUACACACAUUAGGGCAGCCAAAAACAACGCUUCAAAUUGGAACAUUCGAUGUAAUUUGAGAAAUGAACAAUAAAAAAACAACACACACAAUUGAAAAAAAUAUUCAAAACAGUGAACGAAGUUUAUUUGUAUAUAGCUAUUGGUUUUUGUGCAUGCCGAAAUAAAUAAAGCAACAAUGUAAUUCACACCUGCAUAAAACCAGAUGAAAUCAAAGUGAUGUUACAAUAAAAAUUUGGAUCGAUGAAUGGCAAUACGUAUUGGAA
Messenger RNA from Culex quinquefasciatus (southern house mosquito), 3744 nucleotides. RefSeq names its product spondin-1. Gene Ontology annotation, molecular function: serine-type endopeptidase inhibitor activity. The transcript has 8 exons. Bases 439 to 3117 code for a protein of 892 amino acids. The record is from RefSeq and is a predicted model, not a curated record. Gene Ontology annotation, cellular component: extracellular matrix. Gene Ontology annotation, biological process: cell adhesion. Lineage: Eukaryota; Metazoa; Arthropoda; Insecta; Diptera; Culicidae.